Scomber japonicus (chub mackerel) is the source of this 1302-nucleotide messenger RNA. It is a transcript of the gene gdf9, whose product is annotated as growth differentiation factor 9. Gene Ontology annotation, cellular component: extracellular region. Gene Ontology annotation, biological process: SMAD protein signal transduction; BMP signaling pathway. Gene Ontology annotation, molecular function: growth factor activity; cytokine activity. NCBI's taxonomy places the organism in Eukaryota, Metazoa, Chordata, Actinopteri, Scombriformes, Scombridae. Bases 1 to 1302 code for a protein of 433 amino acids. The record is from RefSeq and is a predicted model, not a curated record. The transcript has 2 exons.
AUGGAAAAACAAAUGCUGAUGUCAGCUGUCCUUCGUUAUUGUCGCACUGUUAUGUUACUGCUGCUGCUAACUUGUGGCUCAUCGCUGGUUAGAUCUUCUCUUGCCACCUCAAAUACGUUGCACAAGCUGGGCGACUUCACCCAGUACCCCUACGGCAGCAUCUUCUCCCCGCUGGUCAAAGCCCUGUCAGAGCACGGAGGGUCGAGAUGGAACCCAGACUUGAAGAAAAAGAUUAAACCUGAGCAAAGUUACAUGAAAUAUUUGACGGAGGUUUACAAGAGGUCACCCAGAGUGCAGAGGAGUUUGGAUGGGAAUAAAAUCUACAACACACUCCGACUGAUCAAGCCACAAGAUGAAUGUCUUGCAAAAAAUAAAGAGAGUUUCAUGCAGGAUCUUUCGUACAGAAUUGAUCAAGUAAGAAAAAAAGAGCAACUUCUGAAGUCCGCCCUGCUGUACAACUUGGACAACGUCAACUCUGUAUGCUACCUGAGUAUCAAAGAGCAGGAGCAUUCAAACCAGUGUCCCCUGUGUCCCGGGAUCCACCACGCUCUGAACUUCACAGACAGUACGAUAAGGAGAAACUGGGUGGAGGUUGACGUCACCUUGUUUCUUCAGCCUAUGCUAAGGUUUCAGAAGCAGAAUAUACACCUUCUCAUCAAAGUAACCUGCCCAGAGGAACAAAAAAACAGGGGUGACGGGCAUCAAGGCCCGCUGGAGUUCACCAUGAGGUCCCCUCCUCUGCUUCUUUAUCUCAAUGACACCAGCAAAGUUGCCCAUCAAUAUACUGGUGGGUUACAAGCCAACGCUAAAGCAAGUCAAAGGCCAUCCACUGCUGCCAACACAUUUCACAAGCAGAUGUUUCUCAAACCAGAACAGAGGUUUGGGCGCAAGAGGAGAUGGAAUAGGGAAUCUCCAAAGAGCAAACGGGGUGAUAAAAGCCUGGAUAUCCACCUGCCUGAGCUUCUUCCGAGCUCUGAAUUCCCAACAAGUGACUGUGCCUUGUAUGAUUUCAGGGUGCGGUUCAGCCAACUCAAACUGGAUCACUGGAUUGUUUUCCCACCAAAAUACAACCCCAGGUACUGCAGAGGCAUCUGCCCGAGGACCAUGGGCUUCAUCUAUGGUUCACCUGUCCACACUAUGGUGCAAAACAUCAUAUAUGAGAAGCUUGACUCCUCUGUGCCAAGGCCCUCGUGUAUUCCCUCCCAUUACAGCCCGCUGAGUGUCAUGAUCUGUGAAGAGGACGGCUCUUAUGUCUACAAGGAGUUUGAAGACAUGGUUGCGACCAGGUGCACAUGUCGCUAA